AGUGAAUUGCAGUGAAUACGCGGCUUACGAAGGCGAACGCAUGUGCAACAGCUACCUGUCUACGAAGCACCGAAUCCGAAGAGAUAAAAACCUCGGGGCUACUGAGAGCUACCGAUGGAUCUUUUUCUGUGUUUACACCUGUUUCUUAUUUUUGUUUCAACACUCGUGUGGGCCUAAAUCCUUAAACAGAAAGUUAACUUUAUUAGAUUCUAACCUAGCAAAAUAUCGACAUACUAAAAAUGCGUACUGUGACCAUAUGAUAGAAACAUUAAUCGAAACUACGAAACUUGGAUCAUCGUGGUUUAGUAAUUGUACAUACAAUAAGGAAACAACUGAGGAAAAACGUUUGAUCUAAAUUUUAGAAACAUACUUUGAUGGUCCAGAGAAUUGUAAUAAAAAUGCAAAUACAGUAAAUUUUACAUUUGAUUAAUAAUUUUUUUGUAAUACAAUAGAUUAGACAUAAGACAGUGAUGUCUGUCCCUUCUUCGUCAUCUAAUAAAAUAUCUAAUGGUAAACCAGGCGGUACAAGUCCUAGUCCUGUAGAAGGCAUUGAGGGUGUUCCAGGACCUAGUUCCUUGGAACCUAUGCAUUCUUUAUUACCGCAAGAUGAAGAAUCAGAAGAUUAUGGUGAGGAUGGUGAGGAAGAAGAAUAUGACAGUAGCGAAGAAGAAAGUGAAAUCAGUGACACUGGAAUGUUCUGUGAUGCAGAAUGUGAACCCGAUCUCGAAAGUAAUAAUUGUUCGCUAUCUACAACACAAUCGCAGUCUCUUACACAACAAGUACACAGUCCCAUUUUACACACUUGCGUACCCUUGGACGUUGUUCAACCACAAAGAAAACGUAAAAGUGAGACAGAAUCGAGUUUACCCUGUAAAAAGCUUAAUCCAGAAGAUAAUAAAUCGCAUUCAAUGAUCGUUAAAAAAUUGGAUGAGAAAGGCAAACAUAUGAGAUGCGUUAUUCCAACAAAAGAUAAUCCACCACCUGAAAUGAGUAAUUGGCUUCUUCAGUUUCAGAGGUGGUCAAACGCAGAAAGAAUGUUAGCUAUAGAUGAAUUAAUUGAACGAUGCGAACCAACGCAAGUACGGCACAUGAUGCAGGUGAUCGAGCCUCAGUUUCAAAGAGACUUCAUAUCAUUAUUACCGAAAGAAUUGGCCUUGUCGGUAUUAGCUUUCUUAGAGCCGAGGGAUCUUUUACGUGCUGCACAAACAUGUCGUAAUUGGCGAUUUCUCGCUGAUGAUAAUUUGUUGUGGAAAGAAAAAUGUAGAGCAGCUGGUAUAGAAGACUUGAAAGAUUUACCUCCAGUUAAACGUAAGAAUUGUAGAAAUUCUGGUAAUUCUUCUUCACCUUGGAAACAAGCAUACAUGAGGCAACAUAACAUAAAGAUGAAUUGGAGGACAAAGCCAAUCCGCACGCCAAAAGUUUUGAAAGGACACGAUGAUCAUGUGAUUACCUGCCUUCAGUUUUCCGGUAAUCGAAUAGUGAGUGGUUCUGACGAUAAUACUCUGAAAGUGUGGUCCGCCAUUACGGGUAAGUGCUUACGAACAUUAGUUGGACAUACUGGUGGGGUAUGGUCCUCACAAAUGUCCGGUACUACCGUAAUCAGUGGUAGUACAGAUCGUACUUUAAAAGUGUGGAAUGCUGAAACUGGUCAGUGCAUUCAUACAUUGUAUGGGCAUACCUCAACGGUGAGGUGUAUGCAUCUGCAUGGGAAUAAAGUAGUCAGUGGUAGUAGGGACGCUACAUUAAGGGUAUGGCAAGUGGAUACUGGCGAAUGUUUACAUGUGCUUGUGGGUCAUUUGGCAGCUGUUAGAUGUGUGCAAUACGAUGGAAAAUUAGUGGUCAGCGGCGCCUAUGAUUACAUGGUCAAAGUUUGGAAUCCGGAACGUGAGGAGUGCCUUCAUACGUUACAAGGACAUACAAAUCGUGUUUAUUCCCUCCAAUUCGAUGGUGUACAUGUUGUUAGCGGUUCUUUGGAUACAAGCAUUAGAGUAUGGGAAGUUGAAACUGGUGCAUGCAGGCAUACGUUAAUGGGACAUCAAUCGCUUACUUCGGGAAUGGAAUUACGUAAUAAUAUUCUAGUAUCCGGAAAUGCUGAUUCAACCGUUAAAGUAUGGGAUAUCGUUAGUGGUCACUGCCUUCAAACUCUUUCUGGUCCAAAUAAGCAUCAAUCUGCUGUUACUUGCCUUCAAUUCAACAGUCAUUUUGUAAUUACUUCGUCCGAUGAUGGUACCGUGAAACUUUGGGAUGUUAAAACUGGUGAUUUUAUAAGAAACUUGGUUGCUCUCGAAAGCGGCGGAAGUGGUGGUGUUGUGUGGAGGAUACGUGCAAGUGAUACAAAAUUGGUGUGUGCAGUGGGUAGCCGUAAUGGUACGGAGGAAACCAAACUUCUUGUUCUCGACUUUGAUGUAGAGGUAAAAUAGUGCACUCUGCGGUGCAAAACUAUCCUGCUCUAUGACUUCUGUACAUAUUCGAAUUAGGUAGCGUAAUCAAUCUACUGUACAAUGAUUCAUGUAUUACGUGGUGUGAUUGUGAUAGGAAUGUAUGUCGGAAACCUGAAAGGAGAUCGUAGAAAGUCAAACAAUGAAUCGAUAGUUGUAAAUCAGAUCUCCAAAAUGGUUUAGAACGUUUAAAUCGAAGGCAUUAAUUAUAUUAAUUAUGGAGUGUAUUAUUCGUGGUGUACAAAUGUGAGAUUUCAAAGACUCAACAAAUUAAGAAGAACGAGGAGCUUAACAGUGUAUUACUGUAUUAUUGCUGUUACAAAAUCUAAAAGAAGUCGCUGGUAAUUUUAAACGGUAACAGCCCAUCGUAAACACAUUAUAAUUAUACACAUAACGAUUUGUAUGGGCGUUUAGGAAAGUAUUUUUAAACUAUAAAAAACAAAAUUUCGUACUGUAUUUAUCGAACUUAUAGAUACAAAUGUUGCUUGAAGAAUCUCAAAUUUUAAAAAAGUAAACAAAAGAUUCGAGUGAAGAAAACGAAAGAACGAGAAAGAAAAUUGGAAUAAAUAAAUGGUAAAUUUAGAUAAAACAAAAAAACAAAAAAACGACCAGAGUACUAAGGAUAUUCUUUAUAUAAUAAGUUCUUCGACUCUGUUGUAUUACGUAUGACUUAUUUAAAUUCUUCAUUUAUGUUGAUUAAAUUAAUUAUUAUGGGAAUUGUGCAUAAUUUAUUGGAUAAUAUAAUCAAUAUUUAAUCAUUUCUUAAUGAAAUGAACAUUGUUUUCCACUAGAUUUAUUUCGUUUAAUUUGCGCCAACUUUGAUUUCAUCGUUUAAACUGUUCAUGCACAAAUGUUCAUGUAAAAUCAUACUAUUCUAUCUACCUAUUUGUCUUUUCGAUUUUUAAGAACACGUUUUUUAAACUCAUAGCGAUUUCUAGCAUUUUAAUGACGCUAAUGUUAUGUUACAUUAGAAACUAAAUCGUUUAUGUUGCUCGUUAAUCAGAAUGUUGGUGAACGUGUUACGUGAAAGGAACAGUUAUUCCCUUACUGCAGUCACUUUGAGUACAAAAGAAUAAAUACACUCAACAGAUUUUAUUAGUUUUUGUAAUAAGUAAAUUGUAAAAUAUGCAAAUACGCAUUUAUUAUAAUCUCGUUUAGCUAUUGAUAUAUAUAUA
Molecule: messenger RNA, 3613 nt
Organism: Osmia lignaria (orchard mason bee)
Lineage: Eukaryota; Metazoa; Arthropoda; Insecta; Hymenoptera; Megachilidae
Gene: ago
Product: F-box and WD-40 domain protein 7
Biological process (GO): proteasome-mediated ubiquitin-dependent protein catabolic process; ubiquitin recycling
Cellular component (GO): nucleus; cytoplasm
Molecular function (GO): ubiquitin binding
Source: RefSeq, a predicted model, not a curated record